UCGCUGCUGUCGGCCGUUGGUUGGCUGCUUCGACACUGCCGGCACCAAGCCACGCUGAGAGGACCUGUGUUGCUGCUGGGACGUUUCGCGACUGAGGUUGAGUGUCUUACAGUCCCUCGGCGUCCCCCUUCCCCCAAGGCAUCCCGGACAGGACGUUCUUCUGCAGACAGACGUCGGCGGCCCCGUGUUGAGGCUCGAGAGUCCUUUCGGCGGCGUCCAGGAUGAGUGUCAUCGCUGUCUUGUGUGGCAUCCUAGGGAGUGCUGUCCCUGGCGGUGUAUCUGCCACCGCCUAUGACAGCGUGAACAAGGACCUCCUCUUGAAGAAGGUGGAGAGGAAGAUCGACGUGGCGUCGCAGGUCGUCAAAAUCACGUCGAAGAUCACCCUCGAGAACGCGGGCACGGGCUCCGUUGGGGCCUUCCUGCUGGCGUUCACGGAGGCGGAGAAGCAGAACCUCGCCUUCCUCAAUGCUCAGUCUGGUGGUACAACAUUGCAGCUUUCUGAGAGCAAGGUGCAGGAGCAUCAAGAUAUUAAAUUCUUCAAGGUGGAGCUUAAGGAUUCUCUCCAGCCAGGCAAGAUUGUUAAUGUAGAGGUAGAAUGCUACCUUACUCACAUGCUGGAGCCGUAUCCUGCUGUCAUUCAGCAGGGGGAGAAGCAGCUGGUGCGAUACCUGGGCAACCACUACAUUCUUACCCCCUACACCACCACAACCCAGACAACCACUGUCACUCUCCCGUCCCCGAAUGUUGAAUCCUACUCACGCCUGAAGCCUAGCUCCCACACUGACACCUCUAUCACUUAUGGCCCCUAUGAUGGGGUUAAGCCUUUCUCCCAUGAUGCAAUGGCCAUUCACUACGAAAAUAACUCCCCCUUCUUGACUGUAACAAGCUUAGAGCGAAUGAUUGAAGUGUCUCACUGGGGCAAUAUUGCUGUUGAAGAGACUAUUGAUGUCCUCCACACUGGAGCCAAACUUAAGGGCUCUUUCUCAAGAUAUGACUUCCAGAGAGAGCACAAUACUUACUCUAGUGUCAAAUCCUUCAAGACCAUUAUCCCAGCCUCAGCCAAGGAUGUGUACUACCGUGAUGAGAUCGGAAAUAUCUCCACGUCACACAUGAGGAUCCAGGAUGAUGCAGUGGAGCUGGACCUUAGGCCAAGGUUCCCCUUGUUUGGAGGAUGGAAGACCCACUACAAGAUUGGCUACAAUGUCCCCUCUUAUGAAUACCUUUACAACUCUGGUGAUGAAUUCAUAUUAAAGAUGAGGAUCUUGGACCAUGUCUUUGAUGAUGUGGUUGUGGACAACUUGAUUGUGAAGGUUAUCUUGCCAGAAGGAGUACGCAACAUUGAUCUUGAGACACCAUACCCAGUAGAGCGCAAAGCUGACAGUCUGCACUACACCUACCUGGAUACCAUAGGCCGUCCCGUCAUCACCAUCAGCAAGAAAAACCUCGUCGAGAGUCACAUUCAGGACUUCUCCCUCAAGUACAGCUUCCCCUCAAUCCUCAUGCUGCAGGAGCCUCUCUUGGUGGUUGUGGCAUUCUUCAUCCUCUUUAUCACGGUUAUCCUUUACGUACGUCUUGACUUGACCCUGAGUAAGGAUGAUGCCAUUGAGGCCAAGAUGCGUGUUUCCUCUCACUGUGAAAUGAUCGACUCCCAUCAUGACAAACGUGCCAGGCAGUAUGAGAAACUUGAAGAGGAGCUGCAGAAGUUGAAGGUGUCCAAGGAUGUUAAUCAGUUCCAGACUGCCACCAAGAAGAUUCUUCAGAGCAUUCGCGAUGAGACUCAGAUCAUCAGUGACCUGGGAGCCAAGAUUCGUUUGGAUAAUGCAGAGUAUGCUGACAAAGUGGUUGAGCUCCAGAAAGCAGAAAAGGCUCUGCGAGAUAGCAUGACACAGCAACUGACCAACGUGGAGAAAUUGGUGCUUGGGAAGAUGACCAAACAGCAGUACAUGGAUGCUGAAACUCCUCUACACAAAAAGAAGGAAGAGCAGCUGGAGAAAAUAAAGACCAUUUUGAGUGGCAUCUAGAAAGAAAAUAAAUAAAAUUUAGGGGGUUGGCUUGGUCAAUUUUUCAUAUGUACUUCAUAAUGAUGUAUGAUUCAUAAGUUGUAUAUCAGUAACUGCUAAGUUUAGAAUAAAAGGAGAGCAAAUUGACCUUAAUUUGCAAGAUUCACACUAAUAGUGCAUAAAAGGAGUUACCCACAUAUGAAAUGUACAUUCCAUAAGACUGUGGGUAUGCUUGUGAUUUGUGUUGUGUUGCGUGUUAUGCACUAUUGUUAAUGUUUAUAUAUCCUCAUUGACAGAGGAUAAUGUGAUUAAAGGCGCUACUGUUUAAAA
Messenger RNA from Penaeus vannamei (Pacific white shrimp), 2330 nucleotides. RefSeq names its product dolichyl-diphosphooligosaccharide--protein glycosyltransferase subunit 1. NCBI's taxonomy places the organism in Eukaryota, Metazoa, Arthropoda, Malacostraca, Decapoda, Penaeidae. The record is from RefSeq and is a predicted model, not a curated record. Gene Ontology annotation, cellular component: membrane; oligosaccharyltransferase complex.